UAUAAAACGUCCUUUGCGAUUACGCGCGUCAUAUGAACUGGGCGGUGACUUAAGGUCACGUAUAUCAAAAAUGGAUAAAAGUUCUACUUCUCAGGGUCGGGUUCGUUACAAAAGUCUCAGUGGUGAGAAGUAUAUGGUUGUCUGGGACAAUAGCAAGGGUACUGAAAGUCCAUCCUCAUUUCUACAUGUUGAAGAAUUAUCUGAUCCAGAUAAAGCUUAUAGAAUAUUUUUAAAAAAUCAUACCUGUUAUGAUUUAAUCCCAUUGAGUGCUAAACUGGUGGUUUUUGAUGUCACCUUAAAUGUGAAAAAAGCAUUUUUUGCUCUCGUUUAUAACGGCGUACGUGUUGCUAUCUUAUGGGAUUCAACUGAACAAAAACAUAUUGGCAUGCUGACAAUUACCGAUUUUAUACGUAUCCUACACCAGUAUUAUCGUUCACCGGAUCAACCAAUGACUGAGUUAGAAAAACAUCAGAUUAAAACAUGGAGAGAUCAAUUAACAGAAUACCAACGUUCAUUGGUUUAUAUUACACCUGAAAGUACUCUACUAGAUGCUGUUCGUAUGCUACUCAAGCAUAAAGUACAUCGUCUACCGGUGAUUGAUUCUGCCAGUGGGAAUCCUUUACAUAUAUUGACGCAUAAACGUGUUCUUAAGUAUCUACAUAUUCAUAUAUCUGAGUUACCGACGCCUUCUUUUAUGCUGAAAAAACUACGUGAUUUAAAUCUUGGUACAAUGAAAAAUGUUUGUAUUGUUCAGCAGAACUGUCCAGUGCAUAAGGCGCUACAGCAUUUUAUUGAUCGUGGAGUUUCAGCGCUGCCUGUCGUCGAUCAAGAUGGACAACUCGUGGAUAUCUAUGCAAAAUUUGAUGUCAUUAAUUUGGCAGCUACAAGAACAUAUCAAAAUUUAGACAUUACAGUAUAUGAAGCUUUAAAUUAUCGACGUGGAGUAAGUCACUUAACAGAUUGA
Trichobilharzia szidati is the source of this 964-nucleotide messenger RNA. The record is from the annotation of a GenBank genome assembly. NCBI's taxonomy places the organism in Eukaryota, Metazoa, Platyhelminthes, Trematoda, Strigeidida, Schistosomatidae.